AUGCAAUUCUUCCUCCCGGUCCUCGGUCUUCUGAGCACCCUUGCCAGCGCUGCACCAGUCGUCGAAUUGCAAACUAGACAAAGCGGCGCUGGUGGUAUCAUCUUCAAAGAUCAAAACUUCAAGGGCGAAUCUACUUUCAUCCCCGGUAACUCGUAUUGUACCGACGUAAACAACAUCUUCGGCAACUUCGAUGGCAAAGUGCGCAGUAUCAAGUCGCUGCCGGGUUACCAGUGCCAGUGGUACAUCGGCUACGGCUGCCCUGCCAACGGUGUCAAGCUCGACUGUGGCAGCAAGGAUGCGUACGUGAGCAAGGGAGACCUGAGCCCAACCUUCGACAGGAAGAUUCACAGCGUGUUUUGCACACCUAAGAAAUAG
This is a messenger RNA of Alternaria burnsii, 375 nucleotides long. RefSeq lists its product as uncharacterized. NCBI's taxonomy places the organism in Eukaryota, Fungi, Ascomycota, Dothideomycetes, Pleosporales, Pleosporaceae. The transcript has 3 exons. The record is from RefSeq and is a predicted model, not a curated record. Bases 1 to 375 code for a protein of 124 amino acids.